AUGCAUACUCCUACCUCCGAUCCUCCUGGUGUCAGCUUGGCCCCCGACACCGCCGACAGUGGCGCCGAGGCCUUUCAUAUGCCUCCCGCCUCUGAGCUUGGUCACCCUGCCAAUCGUGACAAGCCCUACCCUCUCACUCUUGUCCCGUUCGAUAUCGCAAACCCUCCCCAGCACGAAGAAUUUCUGAUGAUCAGGCCCUACGACGACAUCGUCUCUCGGUACAAGCUGAGGGACUACUGGGUCGAAGUGUACGAGGCGGGCCGAAUCGGAGAGGGGGUAGAGUACGAGGACACAUUCGUUCUUCCGUAUCUGCGUAGUUUUUACCAAGAGCUCGAAGCUCUUAAAUUUCUUAAAGCUCGCCGAGGCAAACUUCUACAGAUCUUCCCGACAACUUUCACGACUUCGUUUCGGCUGGACCUGGACAUUUACAUUCGACCGGGAGAUAUGGUCAAAGAUACGUUGGAUGGCAAUGACGUGGAAGCGAAAGAAGCAAGGAAGAGAAAAGGAAAAGAGGAGCAGUCUGUCUCUAUAGUAACCUCUACCACCGCCAAAUCCCGUAUGCCAGACGUUGGUUUGGUCGGACAAUCAUCAGGAGCAAAGAUUUCGACAGGGCGUAGUGAACGAGAAUUCAUCCUCUACUCAAUCAACCACAUCAAAUGGUCACCCAUGGUCCAGAAUGUGUCCGACCAGGCAGAGAAACGGCAUUUGGACGACAUCAACCUCCGCUGUGCCCUCCUAGAUGCUCUUUUCCAGACUCUCUAUCACCUCCACAACGCCUACCGAGUAGCCGGAUGUCGCUUGGCGAUUGCUUGGGCAAACGAGUUCUUCACUCGCAUGGUCAAUGUGACUGGCAAGUGUGGUCCGCAGAGAAUCCUGGUUGAAGCUUCGCCCAAGUCCAUGGCAAUGUCAUCAAAGAGGCUACCCAACUGCGCAGCAGACGGCCUGAACCUUGAUGAUCUCAUCACCUUGGUUCAUGAUGACGAUUGGGAGGCACCCAACUCUCUCAUUCGAGAUCACGACGACUGGCACUACGACGAAGAAGCCAAAUACCGCCUGGACGCGACCAUCCUGAUGACUCUGGCUACCACUACUCAUGCUACGACCCUUGGUGACGUCGCUGUUUCAGGUGGAUCGAAGAGAGGAAGAGAGGUCGAUCACGACGAGUACCAAGAGUCAUCUUUGCCCUCCAAACGGUCGAGAUAUGCUAGGCAGGGUGUGGACGAUGACAGCUUCGUUGGGCCCGUUGAUGACUCUGCCUACCUACCCACUCAAUCUCAAUCUGAGAACAUUCUUCGACCCCCCUCACGUCCUGCUUCAUCACCCGCUGUUGCCUCCUCCGCGUUGUCACCCAACAGAACGGUAGCCACGAACAGCGUGAUCGAUGAAGCCUCGCUCGAACUCGAAUUUCCCUCUGAAGAUUGGACGCAUGGUGACUAUGCCGGUGCUCUGGAAAAGACAGGGACGAAGGUGCUGCUGGUCGGCCCGCAAGAGAUGGAUGUGCUGCUGGCGCGGGCCGCCAGACAGGGAUGGGCCGAGGCGCUCAAGGUCGAAUAG
Molecule: messenger RNA, 1554 nt
Organism: Cryptococcus wingfieldii CBS 7118
Lineage: Eukaryota; Fungi; Basidiomycota; Tremellomycetes; Tremellales; Cryptococcaceae
Exons: 3
Coding region: 1-1554 (517 amino acids)
Source: RefSeq, a predicted model, not a curated record